Messenger RNA from Castor canadensis (American beaver), 2201 nucleotides. RefSeq names its product ClpB family mitochondrial disaggregase (gene Clpb). Lineage: Eukaryota; Metazoa; Chordata; Mammalia; Rodentia; Castoridae. Gene Ontology annotation, biological process: cellular response to heat. Gene Ontology annotation, cellular component: mitochondrion; cytoplasm. The record is from RefSeq and is a predicted model, not a curated record. Gene Ontology annotation, molecular function: ATP binding; protein binding; ATP hydrolysis activity.
GAACGCGCCGCGGCAGCCAUGUUAGUCGUGGCCAGCACCGGGGCCGGCACGGGGGGGUUAACGAAGCAGCUGUCACGAUGCUGGGCUCCCUGGUGUUGAGGAGAACGGCGCUGGCGCCGCGGCUCCUCCUCCGGCUGCUUAGUUCCCCAUCGCUCCAGGACCAUGGAGGUGCCUCCAGUCGGAGUGUAACCACUGGGGACUAUGGGGAGCCGCAGUGGCGGAGCGUGGCCGCCGGGGAGCGCCCUCGAACACCGUCGGCCUUGCUCCCCGGAGUAGGGGCAGCCACCGGGCGGCACCAGGGAGGACGCACGGAGACCCAGUGCCUGACUGCCGCCACGUGGGGACGCCUUCCUAGCCCCGAAGAAACACCCACGGGACAGGACAGCUGGAACGAGGUCCCCAGCAGAGCCGGACUGGGCAUAUGGGCCCUGGCCACGGCGCUGGUGGUUCAUUGCUACAGCAAGAGUUCAUCCAACAAGGAUGCAGCCCUGAUGGAAGCUGCCCGUGCCAACAAUGCGCAAGAAGUCAGCAGAUUGUUGUCGGAAGGUGCAGAUGUCAAUGCAAGGCACAAGCUUGGCUGGACAGCAUUGAUGGUGGCAGCCAUCAGCCGAAAUGACAGUGUGGUGCAGAUCCUGCUUGCUGCUGGGGCUGACCCAAACCUUGGGGAUGAUUUCAGCAGUGUCUACAAGACUGCCAAGGAGCAGGGAAUCCAUUCUUUGGAAGUCCUGGUUACCCGGGAGGAUGACUUCAACAAUCGGCUGAACAACCGUGCCAGCUUCAAGGGUUGCACAGCCUUGCACUACGCUGUCCUGGCUGAUGACUACCGCACCGUCAAGGAGCUGCUUGAUGGAGGAGCCAACCCCCUGCAGAGGAAUGAAAUGGGACACACACCCUUGGAUUAUGCCCGAGAAGGGGAGGUGAUGAAGCUUCUGAGGACUUCUGAGUCCAAGUACCAGGAGAAGCAACGUAAGCGGGAGGCUGAGGAGCGGCGCCGCUUCCCCCUGGAGCAGCGGCUAAAGGAACACAUCAUUGGCCAGGAGAGUGCCAUCGCCACUGUGGGUGCUGCGAUCCGGAGGAAGGAGAAUGGCUGGUAUGAUGAAGAACACCCUCUGGUCUUCCUCUUCCUGGGAUCAUCAGGAAUAGGAAAAACAGAGCUGGCAAAGCAGACAGCCAAGUACAUGCACAAAGAUGCCAAAAAGGGCUUCAUCCGGUUGGACAUGUCUGAGUUCCAAGAGCGACAUGAGGUGGCCAAGUUUAUUGGGUCCCCACCAGGCUACAUUGGUCACGAGGAGGGUGGCCAGCUGACCAAGAAGUUGAAGCAGUGCCCCAAUGCUGUGGUGCUCUUUGAUGAGGUGGACAAGGCCCAUCCAGAUGUGCUCACCAUCAUGCUGCAGCUGUUUGAUGAGGGCCGGCUGACAGACGGGAAGGGGAAGACCAUCAACUGCAAGGAUGCUAUCUUCAUCAUGACCUCCAAUGUGGCCAGCGAGGAGAUCGCACAGCAUGCACUACAGCUGAGGCAGGAAGCUUUGGAGAUGAGCCGUAACCGUAUUGCUGAAAACCUUGGGGACGUCCAGAUUAGUGACAAGAUCACCAUCUCGAAGAACUUUAAGGAGAAUGUGAUCCGCCCCAUCCUGAAAGCUCACUUUCGGAGGGAUGAGUUUCUGGGGCGGAUCAAUGAGAUCGUCUACUUCCUCCCCUUCUGCCACUCGGAGCUCAUCCAGCUAGUCAACAAGGAACUGAACUUCUGGGCCAAGAGGGCCAAGCAGAGGCACAACAUCACAUUGCUGUGGGACCGCGAGGUGGCAGAUGUGUUGGUUGAUGGCUACAAUGUGCACUAUGGUGCCCGCUCCAUCAAGCAUGAGGUAGAGCGCCGUGUGGUAAACCAGCUGGCAGCAGCCUAUGAGCAGGACCUGCUGCCGGGGGGCUGUACCCUGCGUAUCACUGUGGAGGACUCAGACAAGCAGCUGCUCAAGAGCCCUGAACUGCCCUCACCCCAGGCUGAGAAGCGUCUACCCACACUGCGGCUGGAGAUCAUUGAUAAGGACAGCAAGACCCACAAGCUGGACAUCCAGGCACCACUCCACCCCGAGAAGGUGUGCUACACCAUCUAGCAUCCACCUGCCUGUAUGUGCCCUGAACAUCCAAUAAAGGCCCCUCGCUAUAGCAUGGCAACUGACCUCCCUUUGCCUUGUGCCUCUCCC